AUGCAUCUCGUAACCCGCCUUCUCCUACCUCUGGUAAUUGCAGCAGUUGCAUUCGCUGCUGCAAUUAUUGAACCAAUUCCCCUGCCCAGACGCCAAACUCCCUACAACAUCACCAAAUACUCCGUUCAGGAACCACCACUAACUACACCAUGGACUUACACCGUUGGUACAAAUCCCUGGCCAGAAUAUCCAAGACCCCAACUCCAGAGAUCUCAAUGGUUGAAUCUGAAUGGAAUUUGGACUUACCAAAAGGCGUCUGGUUUGAAUGCGCUUGAUUCACCACCAUUCAAUCAGACAUUGGCAAACGAGGUGAUGAUUCCUUCGUGUCUCGAGAGUGGCCUUUCUGGUAAGCUUCACGAGUUCUAUCUUAGUUUGGAAAAUUGAGUUAAUUGGACCUAUAGGCAUCCAGGGCGUUAACAUGCUUUAUUCUUGGUUCUCAACAUCUUUCACUGUCCCCGAGUCUUGGUCCGGACAGACUCUGCUCAAUUUUGGAGCGGUAGAUUAUGAGGCCACUGUUUUUAUUAAUGGCAAGCAAGCUAGUUUCAAUCGUGGUGGUUACUUCAAAUUCACUAUUGAUGUCACGGAGUUUCUUACUGGUGGGCAGAAUGAGCUGUAAGUACUUCUUUCUGUUUAUCGUUCUGGGUAUACCAACUUGAAAGUGGUAUAGUUCUAGGCUGCCAAAGACAACAAGAUGUAUUAUUACAGGAACUUGCUUAUUAAUUAAAUUUUUUUAGGCUCGUCUUUGUUCAUGAUCCAACCGAUAGUGGAGAUUAUGUGAUCCCAAUCGGAAAGCAAACUCUUCGACCAUCUCACAUCUUCUACCGUCCUUGCAGCGGGAUUUGGCAAAGCGUCUGGAUUGAAGCUGCGCCCAAGAAUUAUAUUACGCAGCUUGACGUUGAUGCGAAUAUGGAUGGCCAAUGUGAGUGAUGUCUUUCAGUAACCACUUUAGAAGUAAAUAUUCUAAUGGCUGGUAGUAAACAUCACAGUUCACACCUCCUCUUCCUCUGCUUAUGCCGCCGGGGCAGAAGUGCAGGUCGAGGUUCACGAUGGAACUACCGUUGUGGCUACACAUAGUGCUUCCUCCGGGAAGGCAUUUCAAUUCACAGUCUCCUCUCCAAAGCUUUGGUCUCCCGAUUCCCCAUAUCUUUACAAUCUCACGGUAACUAUGGGCGAUGAUAAGGUUUCAAGUUACACCGGGUUCCGAACAAUCUCUCGAGGAAAGGUUGAUGGAAUUGAACGCCCUCUCUUGAAUGGAGAGUUCAUCUUCAUGAUGGGCACAUUAGACCAGGGAUUUUGGCCAGAUGGAUUGUAUACUCCGCCGAACCGAGAAGCUAUGGUCUAUGACUUAAAGAUGCUCAAGAAUCUUGGUUUCAAUAUGCUUCGAAAGCAUGUAAGUUCAACGACUACCAAAUAUUGCAAGUACUGACAUGGAACCUGGUAAGAUCAAAGUCGAAACCGCAUUGUUCUACCAAGCAUGUGAUCAAUUAGGUCUUCUGCUUAUCCAAGACAUGCCCUCACUCCGACCAAUCCAAAGCUACGUCGCUCCAAAUUGUGACCGUAUCACAUAUCUUCCUGAUGCGGUACAACAAGCUGAAUUCGACCGCCAACUUGACAUUCUGAUCAACCAACAUAAGAGCUAUCCUAGCAUUGUGAUCUGGGUCAUCUACAAUGAAGGAUGGGGACAAGUAACAGAAGGCUAUCCUGAAUUCAGACUCACCGAUCGAGUCCGCUCCAUCGAUCCAACUCGACUUAUCGACAGCACAACCGGCUGGAACGAUCAUGGCGCCGGAGAUUUCAGCGACAAUCAUCACUACGCCAAUCCCCAAUGCGGUUCACCCUUCUCCUCCAUCGCCUCAUCACCCUACGACCCAAGCAGAAUCGGAUUUCAAGGCGAGUUCGGAGGAAUCGGACAAAAUGUAUCGAUUGAACAUCUCUGGAACGUCCAAGAAGCCAUCGAUACCGUCAAUCAGACUUAUGAGAUUGAUACAACGAUCGAGGCUUGGAAUUACCGCGCACAUAUCUUGCUUGGUGAGCUCACGGACCAGACAAAGCUGUUUGCGUGUAGUGGAGGUGUCUGGACCCAGACGACAGAUGUAGAGGGAGAGGUUAAUGGCUUGCUGACCUACGAUCGGCGAGUAUUGAGACCGAAUGAGGAGCAGUGGAAGAAGGACAUCCAAGGUCUGUAUGAAGCUGCGAAGGCAAGAACUGGGGGUGGGAACAGCUCUAUGCCUCUGAUUUGA
This is a messenger RNA of Hymenoscyphus albidus, 2240 nucleotides long. Lineage: Eukaryota; Fungi; Ascomycota; Leotiomycetes; Helotiales; Helotiaceae. The record is from the annotation of a GenBank genome assembly.